GCCGCUGCGGCCCGGGCAGCCUCCGCCGCGCUCGCCGCUUCUGAUGCGCCUGCCCGCUCCCGGCCCCGCGGCUCCGGGACGAUGUGGGUCCUCGGCAUCGCGGCAACUUUCUGCGGACUGUUCUUGCUUCAAGGCUUUGCGUUGCAAAUCCAGUGCUACCAGUGUGAAGAAUUCCAACUGAAUAAUGACUGCUCCUCCCCCGAGUUCAUCGUGAAUUGCACGGUGAACGUUCAAGACAUGUGUCAGAAAGAAGUGAUGGAGCAAAGCGCAGCAGAAGAAGCAUCCAGGGCUGACCUCCCAUCUCCAGACAUGAAACGUGUGAAGAUGGAUCCAGCUUCUCCCAUAACACUAAUUCCUCCCACUGCGAUUUCAUGAAAGCUUCCAUCAUUGA
Physeter macrocephalus (sperm whale) is the source of this 391-nucleotide messenger RNA. Its product is annotated as ly6/PLAUR domain-containing protein 1. Gene Ontology annotation, molecular function: acetylcholine receptor inhibitor activity. NCBI's taxonomy places the organism in Eukaryota, Metazoa, Chordata, Mammalia, Artiodactyla, Physeteridae. The coding region runs from base 82 to 375 and encodes 97 amino acids. Gene Ontology annotation, biological process: acetylcholine receptor signaling pathway. The transcript is spliced from 3 exons. The record is from RefSeq and is a predicted model, not a curated record.